Scatophagus argus is the source of this 4332-nucleotide messenger RNA. It is a transcript of the gene top3a, whose product is annotated as DNA topoisomerase III alpha. Gene Ontology annotation, molecular function: DNA topoisomerase type I (single strand cut, ATP-independent) activity; zinc ion binding; DNA binding. NCBI's taxonomy places the organism in Eukaryota, Metazoa, Chordata, Actinopteri, Scatophagidae. The record is from RefSeq and is a predicted model, not a curated record. Gene Ontology annotation, biological process: DNA topological change. Gene Ontology annotation, cellular component: nucleus; chromosome. The transcript has 19 exons. Bases 291 to 3326 code for a protein of 1011 amino acids.
AGUUUGACAGGCGGGCGGGGAAUUUGUAAACAGAACAAACAGUAUCACAGGUAGUUUAUAGCGUUGCUCCUGAAGUUGUAAAUCGGGAUUUUCCUGUGUUAACGCCAUUUUUCUUUGUUUAAUUUAUCAGUUGGGAAGUUAGUCAACUGGUGACGACUUUUUAGCUCUUUCUUAAAAGUUUUGAAGACGGGUUACCGCUAGCUACGUUAGCUAACAUGCUAACACAUUGGAGAGACACCAGUGACAGGACUACCUGGAGGACGGGCUGUUUCAUGUGAGAGCGGAUAGGCAUGCUAGUACACCUACUCAGGAGAUCUUUGUUUCGAUCUGGUCUACAGUGGCUAGGGAGCCAACGGAGGUCUUUUUGUACGGCGCAGAGUGUCCCGUGUCCGGACACACCGCAGGAGGCCGGCAUGAACCGAAACCGGGCUCAGAUCAAGCGAGUCCUCUGCGUAGCCGAGAAAAAUGAUGCAGCCAAAGGCAUAUCAGAGAUCAUGUCCAACGGCAGGUCCAGAAGGAGAGAAGGGAUGUCAAAGUUCAAUAAAAUCUAUGAGUAUGAAUAUCAUCUCUUUGGUCAGAAUGUAACAGUAACAAUGACAUCAGUAUCAGGCCAUUUACUGGCUCUGGAGUUUAAAACACCGUAUCAGAAAUGGCACAGCUGCAACCCUGUUCUGUUGUUUGAUGCUGAGGUAGAGAAGUACUGUCCAGAUAACAUGAUACAAAUCAAGCGGACACUAGAGAAAGAGGCAAGGCAGUGCCAGGCCUUAGUCAUUUGGACUGACUGUGACAGAGAGGGAGAAAACAUUGGCUUUGAAAUCAUCGAUGUUUGUAAAGCAGUGAAGCCAAAUUUACAAGUCUUUCGAGCAAAGUUUUCUGAGAUCACCCCAAACUCCAUCCGGAGAGCUUGUGAGACACUAACAGAGCCAGAUUCUAACAUCAGCUAUGCUGUUGAUGUCCGUCAGGAGCUGGACCUGCGGAUAGGUGCGUCCUUCACUCGAUUCCAAACCCUUCGCCUGCAGAAGAUCUUUCCAGAAUCUCUGGCCAAUCAGCUGAUCUCAUACGGAAGCUGCCAGUUUCCCACUCUGGGCUUUGUGGUGGAGCGUUUCAAAGCCAUCCAGUCUUUCAUACCCGAAACCUUCUACAAGAUCAAAGUGCUGCAUGAGGUGGAGGAGGACACUGUGGAGUUUAACUGGAAAAGAAACCGUCUCUUUAACCACACAGCUUGCCUGGUGCUCUACCAGAUCUGCAUGGAGGAUCCCAUAGCAACAAUCACCUCAGUAACCAGCAAGCCCAAGAGCAAGUGGAGACCGCUGCCUUUGGACACUGUGGAGCUGGAGAAAUUGGCAUCUCGCAAGCUGAGGCUAAAUGCCAAAGAGACUAUGAAAAUUGCAGAAAAGCUCUAUACCCAAGGGUUCAUCAGUUACCCUCGUACAGAAACAAACAUUUUUCCCCAAAACCUGGCCCUUAGUCCCCUGGUGGAGCAGCAGACACAAAGCCCAGUCUGGGGGACUUUUGCCCAGCGGGUGCUUGAGCAGCCUGGUGGUCCCAACCCACGGCAGGGCAAGAAAUCAGACCAAGCCCACCCCCCCAUACACCCCACCAAGUACAGUGGUACACUGCAGGGUAAUGAAGGACGUUUGUAUGAGUUCAUUGUCCGGCACUUCCUAGCUUGUGUGUCCCAGGAUGCUUUAGGGCAGGAGACUGUGGUGGACAUAGACAUCGCCCAGGAGAAGUUCUCCACCUCGGGACUUAUGAUCAUUGCAAGGAACUACCUGGACGUUUACCCGUAUGACAAGUGGACCACCAAGCUGAUUCCAGUGUACGAGCAAGGCUCCCAGUUUCAGCCCUCCGCUAUCGAGAUGGUGGACGGACAGACGAGUCCUCCGCAGCUGCUCACUGAAGCUGACCUCAUAGCACUGAUGGAGAAGCAUGGCAUUGGCACAGAUGCGACCCAUGCAGAGCACAUAGAGACUAUAAAGAGUCGCAUGUAUGUUGGCUUGACAUCUGACCAGAGAUUUCUCCCUGGAGAGCUUGGCAUGGGACUGGUGGAGGGUUACAACUCCAUGGGCUAUGAGAUGUCCAAACCAAACCUGCGUGCUGAAUUGGAGGCGGACCUCAAGCUGGUAUCAGAGGGCAGGAAGGACAAACAAAGCGUGCUGCAGCAUCACAUCCAGAAAUAUAAGACUGUCUUCAUUGAGUCUGCCAGGAAGGCAAAGAAGUUGGAUGAAGCCCUGUCUCCAUAUCUGGGUGCAGCUCUGCAGAUCCCUGAAGCAGAGCAGGAGAACAUAGAGAUACCGCUGCCGGUCAGGAAGUGUCCUCACUGUGGGCGGGACAUGGUGCUGAAGAAGAAGAGGGAGGGAAACGGUAAGUACCUGUCCUGCGUAGGCUUCCCAGCUUGUAAGACAGCAGUGUGGUUCCCUGACACGGUGCUGGAGGUCAGCAGAGAUGACAGUGUUUGUCCCACCUGUCAGCCAUACCCUGUUCACAUGUUAAAGUUCAGGUUCCGUAGGGGCAGCCUCCCUCCUAUGAUGCCUUUGGAGUUUGUUGGCUGCAUCGGUGGAUGUGAUGAGACACUCAGAGAGGUUCUGGACCUGAAAUACCUCCGACCAGAAGCAGUGGAAGGAGGUGGGGGAGGAGGAGGGGGAGGAAGAGGAGAUGACCCUUGGCCCCCCAGACCAAAGCCACCCAGAGCCCCGAGUUCAAAUCCCCGACCUUCUCUUCCUCCUGUCCCCUCCUGGACUCCGCAGCCACGACCUUUACCUGGUGGCAGUGUUGACACCGGCAGUGAUGUCAUCGUGUGUAACUGUGGUCAGGAUGCGCUCCUCCUGACUGUGCGCAAAGACGGCCCCAACCAAGGUCGCCAUUUCUACAAGUGUAACACCGGGAGCUGCAACUUCUUUCUGUGGGCGGAUCAGCCAAGUCAGCAGGGCGCGUUGCAGAGUCAAGGGCCUCCACUGCAAGUAUCGCAGACCUCCCAGCAUUCGAGGCCCUCUUUGGGGUUCAGGAAUACCCAUGAAAAUGUGGGACAGACGAUGUGUAACUGUAACGAGGCUGCAGUGACGCGCACGGUGCAGAAGGACGGUCCAAACAAGGGCCGAAUGUUCAACACCUGUGGGAAACCAAGAGACCAGCAGUGUGGGUUCUUCCAGUGGGCUGAUGAGAACGCACCUCCACCAGGUGAUUUUGGUGCUGGAGACAGAGGGAAGAAGGGAAGGAGGAUAAUGGGAGAUGCCACCGCGAACAAACCCCCAGCUGCUAAGAAACCUCGUACCUGCGGCAUCUGCCACAUGCCAGGACACACCCGAGCCACCUGCCCCCAGCGGUGACAGCCCAUUGAAGACACUGUUUGGAGUUAUCGAAGUCUGUGACUUCAAAGUGUGGAGUCAGAUUUGAUUUUUCAAAUAUGCAACAAUUUAGCACCUCCUCACAGAGGGUGGAUCUUCUCCGUGGUGUAUCAGAAUGUAAUCAAGACCUAUUACAGUUCAAGAUGGCAAACACAGCUCUUGGCACAAGUCAUGUAAUAACUACGAUUUAAAACAACAUCUGAAAUUUGCAGCAUAUUGGGGAGUCUGUUAUUAAAAAGAGAGAGAGAAAGAAAACAGAAGAAAAGAAAAAGACAUUUUGUGUCUUGAAACCUUUCUUUCUGUUUUCAUCCAGCUUUGAUUUUUCAAGUCUCCUCUGAUCUGCAAUGUGUUUGUUCAAGAAGUGUGACUCUUCUCUGGCCCCUGGGAGGAAAGUUAAGGGUUAACAUUUAGUUUCCAUCCCAGAAUCCUUACAGGAAUUCAACAUUUUAAGAAAUAUGCUUAUUCUCUCCCUGCCAAGUGAAGAUUGAUAGCACUUUCAUGUCUGUACAGUAAAUAUAAAGCAAUGCCAGCUUAGUUUACAUAAAUACGGGAAGUGGGAGAAACAGCUAAGUUUAAAAACAUAUUUCCCAGGAUGUUGAACUUUUCCAUUAAAGCUUGGUGGAGCAUUCCUAAACAGACACAUGCUAUACGCUUUAAAGUUUCUGAACUGCCAGUGGGAAAAACUCAGUGUGAGAGGAGGAACGAGAGAAUCGCUUGAGAAAAAAAUCUGCAAAACGUGAAUGUGCUCAAUGGUUAACCAAAAUUUUGCUCAGCUGGUCUUGGAUCAAAUGUAUCCCCCGUCUGUCGUGUUCCUCUGCUUCCACCUGUAUCCUGACAGCUUGUCUGAGAUCAGCUGGAGGAGGGUGAUUCAGACACAGAAGCUGUUUUUAAUUAAUAACUGUAUUUUAAAGCGAACCCACUUGCACACAAUUUAUUUGUAAGCAACAGUGUAAUUAUUAAGAAUAAUAAAUAAAAUAAGUGCAAACUA